Hippocampus zosterae (dwarf seahorse) is the source of this 7589-nucleotide messenger RNA. It is a transcript of the gene alk, whose product is annotated as ALK receptor tyrosine kinase. The transcript has 29 exons. Bases 751 to 5943 code for a protein of 1730 amino acids. Gene Ontology annotation, molecular function: transmembrane receptor protein tyrosine kinase activity; ATP binding; protein binding. The record is from RefSeq and is a predicted model, not a curated record. Lineage: Eukaryota; Metazoa; Chordata; Actinopteri; Syngnathiformes; Syngnathidae. Gene Ontology annotation, biological process: cell surface receptor protein tyrosine kinase signaling pathway; regulation of cell population proliferation; regulation of neuron differentiation. Gene Ontology annotation, cellular component: signaling receptor complex; membrane.
UCGCGUCUACAGUCAACUACCUCAGCCACUUUUGACUGAUUGCGAUGUGAGAGUCGCACACGAAGAAAACGUCUCAUCGUGACGUCAAAUGGAUGUGUGAAUUACUUCCUCGCAUUUAUUAGUGUGUGGCGGAGGCGAGACGCCGAGCUUGCAUCACUUCUGACCAGCUGUGCACUCAAAUGAGAGAGAGAGAGAGAGAGAGAGAGAGAGAGAGAGAGAGAGAGAGAGAGGGAGAGAGAGAGAGAGAGAGAGAAUUGAGCAGCGUUCCAUUUCCCAAGUUUACGGACGUUCAGCAUAUUUCAACUCAGUGUGUAGUUUUGUGUGCGUGUGUGUUUUCUCCUCAAAGGGAAAAGAGCGGCUGCUGACAGAGACCACUUGUACGCAAACUGUGCCAGGAAACGGCGAGUCUUUGGGGGGUUUCUGGAACGGACCAGACCGGCAUAUCAAUUAGCGACCAAGAGAGAGACUGGCUGGCUGAAACCUUCGAGAUAAGCCACAAGGAAGACACAUAGAGAGAAAUAGAGUGAUGGCUGAUUGGAGGGCAGGAGUAUAAAAAUCUCUGUUUUGUCUCGUCGAUCCACGUGUGCGCGCGGCCCCAAAAAGAAAGAAAGAAAAAAAAAAAGACGCAGGAGCUCCUUUCGCACUUGCCGAUUUUGCGCUGCGUCUAUGCGAGGGACGCAUUGGAGGAAGCGGUGAACGGUGGGAUUAGACACUGCUUCUCCCGAGCUGAGGACUUGAUUCGUUUCAACAAUGAACAGUCGCUUCUUGGUUCUGGUUGUUUGUUCUGCGGUAUUUUUCGCCGGGCUGCAGUGCACCUCCCCAUCGGCGACAGACGCCACCGCCGCCGUCUCCGGUAAUACCAGCGGUAGCGGCAGCGGGGAAAUUGGGGGUAAAAGAGACUUCAAUCAAACGAUAAACUCCCGCUUGAAGAGGAAAACACUGGCUGUGGAUUUUGCCGUUCCCUCUUUGCUGCGCUUUUACCUGGCGGAGUUUGUUAAGAGACCCCUAAAUGGAGACUGCCAGACUUUUAGAGGAUGUUACACAGUGAGUGCAAACUUAAAAAUGCACUGCAUACCGUUACAGAAAACCAUAUCUACCCUUGUCGAUCAAAGGUCUCCAGCAUCCGCAAGAAGUAACACGUCUGUUGACGGCCAGCUUCCUUUCUUUUCCAAGCGGCCGCUGUCCAAAGUUCUGAAAUUAGGUCUGACCAAAGCCAGUCGCAAAUCUAAUCAAGUGGUGGUGGAAAUAGGAGAGGAUAUCAUCAGGACGGGAUGCGGGGGGUUGUCUGUGUACGAGGAGGCACCCGCGCUCACCCUGGAAAUGGACCUCACAACUAUUCUGGAGUGGUGGCUUGGCGCGGACGGAGGCCGACUGAGAGUUCGGCUCAUGCCCGAGAAAAAGGCACAGGUGCCUGGGAUCGAGGACCGCUACACUGCGGCCAUACGAGCAGCGGACCCCCGCCUCUUUCUACAGAUUCUCUCCCAGGGUGAGUCAUUGGCUGGUAGGACUGGCAUUCCUCAAGGGUACUGGAGCUUUUCCUGGGUAGCUGAGGAUGAGCUGAGCUUUCCAAACAACUGGAAGCCCGUGUCAGAUCCUCUGUGCGACAGAAGCAAAACAUGUGACCAGAGUGGAGGUGGUGACCCCGAGUUUACGUGGAACAUUGUGGCGACAGGGGACACAUGGACAGAGCACCACCAAAAGACCGAAAAGAGAGCGAGAAGUCCCCAAGGAUGGGAGGAAGGUAAGAGCGAAGGUCAGUUUUUUUGGGUGAAUGGUUCCUCCUAUGGUGGUCCCUGGGUGCUGAGUCCUUGGCUGAGGAGUGGCCCAACUUCCUGCAGCAUCGACAUGGCCUUGUACCUGAACCCCAAGCAAAGUGGGCAAUACACGAUAUGGCUCAUUGAGCGGGACAAGCCACAACUUGCUCUCUUCUCAACUGACACAUUACCUCCUAUGACAGGCUGGGCCAUGGCUCACCUCACCCUGGGCACCCACGGGGGCUCACCUUUCCGGAUCUCAGCAAGCUAUGACCAGGGAACGCUUGAUGACACGGCCAUGAUUGAGCCCAACUUCACCACCAACUGCACCAUGGCUUUCUCAGCGGGCCCUGUCAUCACUCUUGAGGGCCAGUACCACUGUCACGAUGGACCUGCGAUCACACUGGACAAAUUAUGUGACUUCAGAACAGACUGUCCGCUUGGGGAUGACGAGGGCGAGCAAUGUCGCCGUUUCCUCAAUGGCAGCUACUGCUCUUUUGAAGAAGACGAGUGCAGUUGGCAGUCCAUGAUGGGUGUCCCCUUGAGAAGACUCCAGUAUUCAGCCAAGGCCACUAGAAAGAACUGCCCAUCCUCAGGUGCAACACUCAGUUUGGAGGGGAACCAGUUCAAAGGCCGGCAUCGCUCAGCACUACUGAGGAGUCCUCUCUUUCCACCUCCUCUAAGAAACUCUCCAUGCACGGUACGUUUCUGGAUUUGUUCUGGAGAUGUACAGAAAGGGACGCUGUCUUUGUGGAUAGCAGAGAACAGCACGGGCCUCAAAGACCAGCGCCAAUUGUGGCACUCAGCCAGCGAACCAGCAUCUGAAAAAGGCUGGAAAUUCAUCACAGUUCCACUUUAUGGACUGGCUGACUGGUUCUGGCUUCUUUUUGGAUCAGAAGAUGGAACUGGAACUGGGCCUGGGUCCAUUAUCUCACUUGACAACAUCUCUUUCAGCAUGAACUGCUUCCUGGCUUCAAAUGGAGAAUUUCCACCUGUGGCCGGUAGCACAACCAGGUUGCCCAUUGGACCACCAAUCACUCCCACAUCUCCAUCCGUCGGGAUUCCUCUGAUGAACUACCCUACGAGAGAUUACUCCAAAAAAUGGAUUUUUAACACCUGUGGUGCUGGUGGCCCAGAAGGUCCAACUCCCUCCCAGUGCUUCAAUUCUUAUAGGAGCAGCAAAAUCAAUGUGACGGUGGGCACCCGGGGGCCCUUCAAAGGCAUUCAGAUGUGGCAGGUCCCUGAAACGGGCACAUACAGGAUCACAGCCUCUGGUGCAGCAGGCGGCCGAAGCGUUAUGGCCGUUAGUAGAUCGCAUGGCAUCUACAUCGCUGGGGACUUUCUGCUGAGGAAAGGAGAGCUCCUUUACAUCCUGGUUGGUCAAAAAGGAGAGGAUGCAUGUCCCAAUUCCAACGCCUUGCUGAAUAAGAUCUGCUUGGAACAGACCGCUCCGUUGCUGAAUAAGACUCAAGUGAGGGGUGGAGGAGGAGGAGGCGGUGGGGCUACCUAUGUGUUCAAGGUGCGCAGUGGGUUUCACAUCCCUCUCAUCAUCGCUGGUGGGGGAGGGGGCCGAGGCUACAGCAGCCAAUCAGAGAGCCAGCUAGAACAGAUGGACUAUGACCUCAGCCAACCAGGUCGCAAUGGGAAGUCAAAUGCUGCUGGUGGGGGUGGAGGAUGGAAUGCCAGUGCUCCUGUCAGUCAGGGCGGCAGACCUCUGCUGUUGGGGGGACAAGGAGGACAGGCCUGUCAAAAGUUCUGGCAGACACGAGGUGGCUUUGGGGGUGGUGGAGGUGGCUGUAUUGCCGGAGGUGGUGGUGGAGGCUACAGAGGUGGUAACACAUCAUUAAAUGACAAUCCUAAACACGAUGGUGAUGAUGGCACAUCCCUCUUUGGUCCAACUGGAGAUCCCUACCUCUUCCCUCUGAAAGCAAUGGAGAGCGAUGGAGAAGUGAUCAUCAGUCCAGUAUGGAACUGCAGUUAUUGCGAGAGCGGCGAAUGUCACGAGGUAAGCGGCAAAAUUGUCUGCUCCUGUGACGAUGACCUCAUGCUGGCACCCGACGGCACGUCCUGCAUUAACUCUACAGAGGUGUCCCUGCUGCCUCCCCAGCCAUCUCUCUCCCACCUGGCGCUCGGUCUGUCCGUUGGGACUUCGGCCCUCAUCGCUGCACUACUGCUGGCCGUGUCUGGCGUCAUGAUAAUGUACAGACGUAAACACACAGAGCUGCAAUCAAUUCAGCUGGAGCUACAGAGUCCAGACUGCAAGCUCAGUAAACUGCAGGCAUCGACCAUCAUGACCGACUAUAAUCCAAACUACUGCUUUGCUGGCAAGACGGCGUCAGUCAACGACCUGAAGGAAGUGCCACGACGCAACAUCUCCCUCGCCAGGGGUCUUGGUCAUGGUGCUUUUGGUGAAGUGUAUGAGGGGUUGGCAGUGGGAAUACCUGGCGAACCGAGUCCACUUCACGUGGCAGUUAAGACUCUCCCUGAGGUUUGCUCAGAACAAGAUGAACUGGACUUCCUUAUGGAGGCUCUAAUCAUCAGUAAGUUCAGCCACCAGAACAUUGUGCGGUGUGUAGGGGUCAGUCUGCAGGCAAUGCCUAGGUUCAUACUACUGGAGUUGAUGACUGGUGGAGACCUCAAGACCUUCCUCAGGGAGAUGAGACCUCGAGUGGAGCAACCGUCCAGCCUGACCAUGGUUGACCUUCUCAAUGUAGCGCGAGACAUCGCCAAAGGCUGCCAGUAUCUGGAGGAGAACCAAUUCAUCCAUAGGGACAUUGCGGCUCGUAAUUGCCUGCUGACGUGCAAAGGACCAGGUCGCGUGGCCAAGAUUGGAGAUUUUGGGAUGGCUCGAGAUAUUUACAGAGCAAGUUAUUACAGGAAAGGUGGUCGUGCCAUGCUCCCAGUCAAGUGGAUGCCACCUGAAGCCUUCAUGGAGGGCAUCUUCACAUCAAAAACUGAUACAUGGUCAUUUGGGGUUCUUCUCUGGGAGAUCUUCUCACUGGGGUACAUGCCUUAUCCGAGUCGGAGUAACCAAGAAGUUUUGGACUUUGUAACCAACGGUGGGAGAAUGGACCCACCCAAAAACUGCCCUGGGCCUGUGUACCGUAUAAUGACUCAAAGUUGGCAGCACCAACCUGAGGACAGACCCAACUUCUCAACUAUCCUGGAGAGAAUUGACUACUGCGUGCAGGACCCGGAUGUGGUGACCGUGCCCUUGCCUAUUGAAUAUGGGCCAGUCCAGGAGGAAGAGGAGUGUGGACCCAGGCGCACUGAUGAUCCCUCGGGCGCCGCUGUGCUGGUGAAUGCUCAAGUGCCUGAUGGGGAAUUUCCACAGCCACAUCCGCGCUACCGCUCAGAGGAGAGCCAUAGAGGAGCCGAACACGCAUCCGCGACGAACAUGGCGUCCGAGGCCCAAGCGUACCUCCAUCAGCAUCAGCAACCUCACCCACAGACCUCCGUGACGACGGCUGCCACGGUCACCUCCGCAGCAACCUCCGCACUCACUGCCAAGGGGUCCACCCAGCCAGGCCCAGAGGGGGGCCACAUCAACCUGGCCUUCAACCAGGGUCACCCAGGAGAGAAGGAGAGCCACAGUGGGAAGAGCAGCAGUCUUUGGAACCCUACGUACGGCUCGUGGUUCCUGCAGCAGCUACAGAGGAAGCAGCAGCAGCGGCAAGGGGGCGUGGGUGGGGUUUUGGGUGUGGGCGGCACCAGUGCCAGGGUGCCCGGCGAAGGACAGGAGCACGUGGGACGGACUGUGGCUGAAGUGGCUGGUUCAUUGGGUCUCCAGCAUAAGUUUCAACAUCAGCACCAAUUUCAGAUGCUGCACCAUCAACAGCAGCAGCAGCCGCCGCCGCAGGGUCUUUGCAGACCCCUGUUAGCACCUCCACCACCAGCCAACCAGUCCCAGCUCCUUUUAGAUUCAGGUCCCCUGUACAGACUGAGACGUUUCCCCUGCGGGAGUAUCGGUUACGGCUACCAGGAGCAAGGCGUGUCGCUGGAGGCGAGUCCUCCUCCGCUCCUUCCCUCCCAACAGAGCGCAUCAGCAGCCCACCAGCGGACCCCUACAUCGGUCUCCCUGGGUCGGCCCGGAUUAUCGGAGGACAGCCGACCGCUCUUAGUCACCAUGGGGACGGUGCAGGACACCCGGCUGCCCAGAAUGGAGGGUCACAACGCCACUGUGCUUUAGCCGACAUGCCUGUGCAGCUUCAUUCACUCCCCGACACUACACAACAGCAAAAGUUGUGUCAGCAAGUCUUACCGUCCUUUGGUUUCUCCCUCCGAUUUGGAAAUAACUUUUUAAGCAUAAGCAAGAGCUCAGUCCAUUAAGCUUUUAUUAUAAGAAACCCAGUGGGUGUGGAAUCCCCAAUUGAACUUGAAAGCACAUCAGAAAACACUGGAGGGCAAAUUGAAUUCAAAAGCUAGUUUUGGAGUCCAGAAAAUGUAUUUUUUCAUCGCAAAAUAGGCAUGACUGAGACCUCACAGAAUGGGAUUUAUAGCAAAUAUUAAAUGUAAAGUUUUUCUGCAUCAGGAACUGGUGGCCACCGGAAUGGACGAUUACGCUGAUUUAAACCUCUCCAGUACGCCGACUGCAGACUUUGAUUCACAAACUCGAGUGACGGAGGAGACCAAUUUCAAAGUUGCUCCUGCCGGCCACAUGUUUCAUUUCUAUUGCAGGACCCUAAAAUUGCCCCCAUUCUUCACACAGGAAAAAAAAAUAAAAGCUUGGCAGUCGACUUCUAAUUUUUGAGAAUCAUGUUGGAUUUACCAAGAUAUUUGUACUAAAGCGAAAAAAACAAAUGUGUUUGUUGUUUUGCUUGCUUGCUUAUUUAUUCAUUUGUUUAUUAUUUGGAUGUGGCUCUUUUCAAAUAGCAAUGAACAGCCUCAUAAUACAAGCAAAAUCCCCGUUGCCCAAGUUGAGUCUCACGUCGUGUUUGAAACUGGUUGAAAGCAUUAACAACAAAAAGCAAGUUAAGAAAAAGCGAGAGAAAACAAGAAUCCCUCGACAACUAUAAACUUGACAAAGUUGAACAAACAAAACUCACAGAGGAAUGUUUGGUAUACUUCACGGUUGCCCCAUAAACCAAGAUGAUGCAGGUGAUUCACCGUUUCUUAAUCUUGUUGCUGAACUUGAAAGAAGUCAGCCCCGCUGGUGUAAAAGCCCAUCGCAAACUCACAUGCUGUGUUCAUGACUUCAUUGUGUUGAAGGCCGAGGUCUUCUUUCUUUUGUGGCUUUUUACAACAACAAAAAAAAGACAAAGAACCUAUUUAUGUUUUUGCGUGUCGUUAUACGAACAGAGUGGAUAUUGCUGACUCAGUGCUCACCUUCAAAUGUGCAAUCUCAAAAGAACUCUGACAUUUACAAAUUGUAACUUUUUUGGGUGGGGGUUGCUAUUACUGGAACGAAUGUUGUGGAAUACAAAUGAGUAUGAAUCUACAUUUGCUCCUUUUAUUAAACGCUGGUUAACAUUUUGAGUUUCCUGUUCCAUUUCAAGUCUGACAGAAAGAGCCAUGAGCAGUUGAUUUCAGUGACUCGUGUUUGUCACUUCUUCCAUACGUCAUUUGAUUGUAUUUGGCAAGCGUGUCCCCGUCCAUCUGUUGUCAAGCAACGAGCCGCUGUCGCAUGUCAAGGAGCAAUUAAUACGUAUGUUGACUAUGCCUUCUCUCCACGGUGUGAUCCCUUGUUGGCCAUCUGUCAUUCUUUAAUGUACAAAGAUCUAAUGAACCACAUCUGUAAAUGAUGUAAUUAAAGAAUAUUGUACUAUGGCUCUGGUAAAUGCUGUAUAUUGCCCUUGGGAAGACAGUCACCAAAAAGAAUAAAUUACUAUCUACUAA